This is a messenger RNA of Sparassis crispa, 465 nucleotides long. RefSeq lists its product as hypothetical. The record is from RefSeq and is a predicted model, not a curated record. Bases 1 to 465 code for a protein of 154 amino acids. The transcript has a single exon. Lineage: Eukaryota; Fungi; Basidiomycota; Agaricomycetes; Polyporales; Sparassidaceae.
AUGGAUGAUGAUGAUGGGCCCAGAUUGCCGGUCAUCGAACAACCCUCCCUUCGAUUCCCGUCACUGAAGACGAUCCAUAUCACGGGUGGUUCGGAGCGUUGGCAGGAACUUCUUCCUGGGAUGUAUAACAUCGUGCAUUUCGAUGGGAGUCGUCCCCAUCUUCAUGAGAUCGUCAAGGCAGCCAUAGCUGGCAGCUACCCUGACCUUAUAUCUCUCGAGGCCCAAUUCUUCACUGCAGUAUCAGUGCGAUUGUUGCGACGCUUGGUGGAGGCACGUCUGGAUGUGAACGUUGACGGUGCAAUUCGCCGUCCUGCUUUACUCGAGGAGAUACGGAUCCGUACAUCCGUGGAGAUACCCGAGGAAGAUGUUACAUGGUUCCAAGAGCAUCUGAAGGAGUUCUCGUGGAGUUCAAAUGUGACUAAUGAAGAUGACGAUGAACUAAAGAUGGCCUUCCGUACCUCAUAA